CCUCUGCGGGCGGGCGGAGCUCGCGGCCCCAGGAUCGCACCCUCCGUCCUCGUCUCUUCGCUCCAGUUCCUUCCCCUGGAGGCGACCAUGGCCGGGCUCUCGCGCGCCCCGCUGCUCCUGCUGGCCCUCGCCCUGGCCCUGGCCCUGACCGCGAGCCCUGCGGCCGGCGCCACCGCGGGCAGGCCUCGCCUGGUGGGCGGCCUGGCGGAGGCGGACGUGAACGAGGAGGGCGUGCAGCAGGCGCUCAACUUCGCCCUGAGCGAGUACAACAAGGCGAGCAACGACGCCUUCCACAGCCGCGCCAUGCGGGUGGUGCGCGCCCGCAAGCAGCUCGUGGCUGGGCUGAACUACUUCUUGGAUGUGGAAAUCGGUCGAACCACGUGUACCAAGUCCCAGCCCAACUUGGCCAGCUGUCCCUUCCAUGUGCAGCCGCACCUGAGGAAGGAAGCACUCUGCUCUUUCCAGGUAUACACUGUCCCCUGGUUGGGCAAGACCUCCUUGGUGAAGUCCAGCUGCCAGGACGCAUAGAGGAGAUGUGACGGGCGGGGCCGUGCAGGCUGCCUCCCACUCGCACACCCCCUCCCUGGUGGGGCCCCCGCAGUGUGCUGGCCUCAGGAGACAAACGGAGAAGCUUCUGAGCAUUUGUGACCAGCUAAGUGGCUCUCCCUUGCUUCUUUCUGUAGAGUGCUUUCUAGAUGCACCUGUGCCCGGUGCACGCUCUGCUUCCACUUUGCGCAAUAAAACAUGACGUCAGCUA
This is a messenger RNA of Myotis daubentonii (Daubenton's bat), 757 nucleotides long. Its product is annotated as cystatin-C-like. The record is from RefSeq and is a predicted model, not a curated record. Gene Ontology annotation, molecular function: cysteine-type endopeptidase inhibitor activity. Gene Ontology annotation, cellular component: vesicle; cytoplasm. Lineage: Eukaryota; Metazoa; Chordata; Mammalia; Chiroptera; Vespertilionidae.